Molecule: messenger RNA, 453 nt
Organism: Lachancea lanzarotensis
Lineage: Eukaryota; Fungi; Ascomycota; Saccharomycetes; Saccharomycetales; Saccharomycetaceae
Product: LALA0S08e00210g1_1
Exons: 1
Coding region: 1-453 (150 amino acids)
Source: RefSeq, a predicted model, not a curated record
AUGAACCGACCAUUGGCAGAAAACAACACGGAUGCUGCGGCAAUCUCGAAAGGUUCGUCUCAACAUGGGCAUAAAAAGGUUAAUUCCGCUUAUCUUCAGGACAGGAUGUGCCUUAGUCUGCGGAUCCAAUGUACUUUUUUUAGCUUCACAGGCCUAAGUGCUGCUCCUGCCGAAGGGGAGUGUACACACCUAGCUUUUCUGUGCCAUAUCUGGACGGACUCCUGCAGGUACAAUGGUCGAGAAGACAAAAAUAAUUGCGGACUCUUAUCCGAUAGAUCUUGGCUGCAGCAGUUCUGCAUAUUGUUCAUGCACGAGUGCGAAAAAAUCAGCCCAACAUCUCGAUUCACGGCCGGAAACACACGCACGCCCGCUUGGCAAUCAUGGUGGGAAGUGAAAAGACUAGUGACCCGAAGGUGCAGGGAAGCUAUGCAACGUAAUUACCCCGGGAACUAG